This is a messenger RNA of Porites lobata, 19917 nucleotides long. Lineage: Eukaryota; Metazoa; Cnidaria; Anthozoa; Scleractinia; Poritidae. The record is from the annotation of a GenBank genome assembly.
CAGAAACCACUUGUAGUUUCAUAAUUCCAAAAUGGCGGACGUUCUCAUCCGUUCUGCCAGAUUUCGUGCGUUUCUUCCGUCAUGUGUUUCGUUGUUGUCGAAGCCUAGACAUCUACGAGCGUUAGUAACGUUGCGUAAAGGUAUUCUUGGCUUAGCUUUUUCAGACCGGGAUCGUGCUGGAUGGGACUUCACCCAGUCCUCACUUUUGAGUCCAUUUGAUAAGCUUUAUUUUUGUGGUAAAUUAAGAUUGUCAGGGGCUUAUUUCAUAUUUAUGGUCAACUGUAGUCUUUAAAAUGCGCUUGACUACAGUGUAGUAGGUAUUAGAAUAGCAUAAAAACCCAGGCAUUUUACCAAAAAGAGAAUAUCACCCUGACACUUUGGCAGCUUUAAAAGCAUAGUCAGAUCUUUUUGGUUCGUAGGCAGCUGUUGGCUUGGUUAAUUAAACAUGUACAUGUGAAGGUAUAUGUAUAAACUAAAUCUUUGUAAUCUGCAUUACUUUUCUAUGGCAGAUGUCUUUGAACAACCUUUUAUGAAGACAAAUGGUUCCAGAGAGAGUCUAUUCCAAACUACCCAAGUUUGUUCGUCUUGUAUAAAAGCAAGACAUUUCUCUUGUCAGGCUGAUGUAAUGGCAACAAGUCAAGUUACCACUAAUGAAAGGUUUGGAAUUGUUACUUAGCAUACAACUCUGUACGCACCUAGUCAGCUGUAUGCAGAUGGUGUUGUGAGUGGGGAGGCUUUGGUUCAAACUUCAGCUGGGCCAAAACCAGUGGCGUCAAGAAAAAUAAGUGGUAUCAGGACAUUAGCCUUGUCUCAUUAAAUAUCCUUCUUUCAUUGGUCAAUUCAAAGGAGAUGUACAUUUGGGAAAAGUAGGGGAAUUUUGGUGUGUGGUGUGCUCUACCUCACUGCACAUUAUCAUUCAUAUCAUAGGCAUGGUGGUUUACGGUAAGCUCAUAAUAGCAGAUAGCAGCUUGUAUGCUGACAUCUGAGCUUACUGUAAGCAUUUUUUAAUGUAUAACAUAAAAGGGACACAUCUGCUGACCUCUCAUCUUCAACAUUUUGUUCAUUCAUUUCAGUACAGGUCUGUCUAUAGUCACUUUUUAUGUAUAUAUAUAUAUGUAUAUUUCAGCAGUAUUGAACUUGAAAAAUCCAGGAAAUAUCAGGCACUUCAUGUAAGUAAUUUAGUGCUAUUGUAAUUCUAUUUUAUUUUAUGUUUUUUGUUUUUGUUUUUUGAUUAUCAAUAUUUUUUUUGUUUUCCCACAUUAAUAGAUUUUUGAAAAAUUGUAAAUGCCGAGACCAGGAAUGUGUUCGAGUAACUUGAACUGCUUGCAAAAUAAGACAUCACGUCUUUACCGCAUUUGACACUCGUACACGAAAUGUGAAACGUAAAAAUAUAAAUGUUCUAGAAGUUUUAAGAUCCUUGAAACAUAUUUCGUUCUUUGAGCCUUGUCAGUCAAUAAAAUUUUAUUGACUUACAAGGCUCAAAGAGCGAAAUAUAUUUCGAGAAUUUUAAAACAGGCAAAGGUUAGGCUCACUGUAGUACAUACAUGAUCUGUGGAUAUGUAAUGCUAGUAAUGAAUCCUAUUGACUUUUCAGUCUCCCUGUUUUAGAUAAUGCCCUUUUCUGUAACAGAAGGAGGAAAGUAUGUAGCUCAUGUGUUACUAACGCACAAGCCGAAGAAAGCAAUAGUGUUUGUUCGCACUCGAGGUUAGUCAUCAGUUUCAUCAUUAGUAGUGAUCAUUGUCGUCAUCAUCAUGACGUUGAUCAUUCUUUGGUUUGAUUUUACUUUUAAAAGCAUUGAAUUUAAUUAUUUAAAUGCAAUAAUCAUUGCUUAUCCAUUCAUUUUGACAGUUUUGGCUGCAGAGCUUAUCAGAGAACUGGAAGAAUAUGGCCUGAAAUGCUUGUCCCUGGAGGUACGUUCUUUUUACUUUCUUCCAAGUAUAAAAUAAUGGAGCAGAGUAAAUAUGUUAAUAAGUUAAUAAGUUAAAGAAUUAUCUGAUCAUUUCAAAUUUAAAUUGCUUGAUGACUCUCCCCUCUGCAGAGGCCUCUUUAUGUCACAGGGAGGCUGGGUAGAGUAAAAAAAAGCAUGUGGGGUUUCCUGGAAUACCCAGCAGUGGAGAUAGGUGUGAACAUCAAAGGAGAGCUUUUCAUGGCCAGAAGUAUCAGAAACAUUUGCUAGUUUAUUCUUAAAUUUGUCCUUUUGUCAAAACAGUGGAAUUUAGAGGUCAUCUGCAUUUCAUGAUAAGUUUCAGGGCUGUGCUCUAGCAGAGCCCAGUGGCUCCUGGGGCCUAACUUUUGCGCUCAGGCAACUAGAAAAUCUCAAAUCUUUCAUACAAAUCAUAUGCUGGGCACGCUAGAUUUUAAAGUUUCACAGCACUGGGCUUCCUUCAAUUUUCCUUAGAGCACAGCCUUGAAUUUCCAUGACCAUUACCUCUUAGGCACUGGCUAUUUCAGUCAUUUGCAGUGAUGUUUUGUUGACUUGAUCUUUCUUUAUUCUAGGAUGCCACCCUUUUAGAUACCUCAAACACAAGCGAAGGUGAAAAUGAAGAACUGAACUCUGAGAAAAUUAACGAAAAUGAUACUGGGUCAAGAAUCACUGUGGUGGGUCAGCUAUAGAUAAUAGUCAAGGCUGGUUUGCAUAAUGAUCUUUUGAUAUUGCUGCGGUCACGAGUAUCUGAGUAAUGGAAAAGUAGAGUACAUGUACAUGUAAUUGCUUCAAUUAAUAAUUGUAAUCUAAGAUGCAUGUGGUUUACCAAGCUACAUUGUGUACACUUCAAUAAUGUUAAUUGCAAUGAAAAUUGCAACCAGAAUAGGUGACAUUAUUUUAAGGGUGGUGGGGGCCUUGUAUUGCUAGAGUAUUUCCAUGAGAUUGCUGGACUUUUUUCCAGCUUUCACAGCAAUGUUAAGACUAGGCUUUUCUUAAUAAGCUGAUGCUAAAUACACUGUAGGAGUAAAUCUCCUUCCAUCUCACCGUAAAAUUCCGAAAAUAAGCCCCAGGGCUUAUAUUUUUCAAAGGCCUUAUUGAGGGGCUUAUUUUUGGAGGGGCUUAUCUAGACGGAGGGAAAUUUGCGUUUCAAAACCGAUUGGGCUAGCCUUAUAGUUGGAAGUAAAUUUACCGUUUUUGUUUUGUUUUACGUUGUAUUUGAGGGCAAUUUUCCAAGUACAAGCCCCCAGGGGGCUUAUAAUUUUUAUUUGGAGGGGCUGAUUUGCGGAAUUUUACGGUAUUUUAUCUUACCUUGCUGCAUUGCUUUUGCUUUCUGAAACUGACCAGAAAGCUGUAUAGAUCUAUCCAUCUUGGUUACUGGUCAAAUUUGGUUUCAGAUACAAAUAGUUUGAUUUAACCAUGUUUGAUUCCCAGUUCCUUUAGUCUUCUAGGGCUAGCAGAUAAUUGAAAUGGAGAACACAGAUCAACCUAAAUUUUAAUCUGAAAAAAAGCAACAUCUAUUCAAAUUUCACCUGGACACCUUUGCUUUGAUUCCUCAUAAUGCACACAUAUGAGUAUGGGAGUGGUAGCUCACUGUUUUAAGUGAGAUUGAGCAAUUGGAAAGUAACAUGAUGAAUUCCUUUUACAGAUGACAGAGGGUGAAGUAGAGGCAAUGGAGUCAUUGCUUCCUGUGGAUCUUAUUCUACUUGGUCAGUGUUUGUUAUCAUUGUUUUUUUGUUUAUUGCCGCUGUUGUUGUCGUGUUCUCAUGUAUUCUUACUUAUUUUUGUUUUCUUUUGUAAGAAACUACGUUCAGGUAGAUGUUUUAGUGGGUGCCCAUCCCACCAAGUGGCAGUCAGUUGGGUUGGGAAAAAAGGUGUGACAGAAGUUUUCAAUCAUGGGCAGAAGAUCCCCAGUGGACUUAAUUUAUUUAAAGCUCAGUUAAUCACCAUGUUUGUCUAGUUAGUUCGCAGAGUCAGUCAGUCUUGCAUUUUGUUCUGAUAUCAAUGAUCUUUUCUUCUUGAGUAAAGCCUCUUUAACAAAAUAGCCUGGCAAAAAUGACACUUCAUGUAAUUUGCAUGCAUGAACACACAAAAUGACUCCAAGGCUUGCUGUUCUCUGACUGGGCAGAAUCAAUCAGAUCAGAAUCAAUCAAUCUGGUACCAAUCAGAAACCAGAACGGCUGUGGCCGAUUGGAACGAUUUCCCCAGGGGUUCUUCCCUGCUUGAAAACUUUCAUUGUCAGUGCUUUUUCUCUUCACCAAGCUGACUGCCCCUGAGUCUUCAAUGAUGGUAUGCAUGCUCCUAAAAAGUCACAAUUAGCCCAACUUUGAUUCUUAGUCCAGCAACCCAUGACUGGGAAGAGCUUCACCUUAUUUUGCCUGAAAAAGACUCACACUAAAGUCAAGCCACUUGAUGUGAUACUACUCUAUUCGCACAAUGAUCUGGCAUUUCUGAGUCAGGUAAGAACUUCUUCCGGCACUCGUGCAUUUCAUUAUUACCUAAUGGUAAAUAAUCACAGAUUCAUUCCAAGUACCUAUACCCAUUUAACUGGCGGUUUCUAUUGCUCACAUGGCAUUCAAAAUAUUUUUUAGUCUUUGGGAAGAAAGAAAAGUGAAAUGUAAAAAAUGUUGUUCUUAACAUAUGGAAUGUCAAGGUCUUGUGCGUUUUUUUAGUUGACUUUCAGUUGUAAUAGUUGUUAUUUUAUCUCUUAACAUAUCGAAAGUUAGCCUGCGAAAACAUCCGUUUCUCCUCGCUCCUCGCCGCUGGGGACGUUUCGCGCGGAGAAACGGAUGUUUUCGCAGUCUAAUCGAAAGUCAAGGUCUUGUAUGUGUGUGUUUUUUUUUUGGUUGACUUCCAGUUGCAAUAAUAUUAUUGUUAUUUAAUAUCAAUUUGUGAAAUACCAUUGGAUUGUAGUUAAGAUCUUUAGUUUGUUCAAUACUUCUUUCGCUUCCCAAUAAUUUCAUUGUUUAAAAGUAACACACUAUACUCUACAAAGUUACAAAAAACGAAUUCAGAUAACAUUUAGUGUAGCAUGACAUUCGACAAACCUUUUCUUGUCUUGCCCGCUGAAAAGGAUCUUGGCAACAUAUCGCUUGCCACAAGUGAAUAACCGCAAGAGUUUUUAAGCAAACGGAUCGAGUUGUUAGGCCGUUAAGAAUCGGACAAAGGACUUUUUGAAAGUCUUAUAUAUAAUAUAUAGAUUUAGCCAAGAAUAAAGGCUAAAAUCCUUGAUCUUACUGUUACUGUACUAAUGUAAUAAUUAAUUUUAGAUGCAGAGUUAUGUUGAUGUUAAGAAGCUUUCACCACCUUCAUUUUACAAUGUACCAAUGAGGACUGAAGGACUCCCGUCAUUUCCUGGCGAAUCCACGGUAUGGAUCAUUUUUGAAAGCAGCACUAAAAAAGAAUAAAUAAUUAAAUAAAUAAAUAAACCCACCUUGAUAUGAAGCUAUUGACUAAGUACAGUUUAAUCUUAUUGCCCCCAAAGGGUUUUCUCCGAGACCUCUCUUUCACCUCUCCUCAGAACCCAACAUUUUCCAACUCUAAUUCAAUCAGGGGAAUGGUGAAUGAUAAACCACUAAACAUGUACUUGAAUUUGCCACUAAAGAAAACGAGAGGGGAAACUGGGUCAAGUUAACGUUUGCAAAGACUUCUGGGAUUGUUACUCACUGUAUAGCCCGGGGAAAACAAAUUGGCCAUAAGAGAGAUUAAGGUGGCUCCGUGAUUAACACAAGAGCAUUUAGCUGUGACAAAUUUUCCGUCAUAACUUUUUCGAUUUUAACGCAAUGGCUGCGAAACUUUGCCAAUAACAACAGAUAUCAUUCGGCAAUAAUACGAACUAUUCCGAUUUCAUUGAUGGUAAAUAUUUCUUGAGAAAUUAGCGCUUAAAAGGACCCUACUGUUCAAAGAAAAUCGCGUCUAGUAAAAAAUUUUGCUGAUAUUUUUUACUGAAAUUUCUGGUAUCGGCUUUAAUUGAUAUAAUAAAUAUGCCAGAGGAAUUUCAGAAAAAUCGUUGGAGCAGAAGUCCGUAACUAAAAGUCGGUCAAAAUUCAGCUGUGAAAUUGUUUUGGAAUUUCAAAAAUAAAUUACUAUCAGGAAGAAGGAGACACCAGUUUCAAUUUUUGGGACAAGCAACUUCAGUGUGUUUCCUGAUUCUGAAAACAGAAGCCGAUUGCCUAUCGUGCUAUUCUUUAAAAGGUAAUUUUCAGUUUUUAGAAGCACUCUAAGUUGCUCCAAACUUUGCUCUGACAUCGAAUGACUUGUUCCUCGACAUUUUUAAAAUAUCCCUUGGCAGUUUUGGUUCAAACUCCUGCUACACACAUUUUGAUGUAUUGCAAAGCAUCCCCAACGGCUUUUCCUGCUUUACGUUGUUUCCAAUUCAGGAAAAAGGUAUUGGAAUUGUAAGCUACCUAGUAUCGAAGCUCAGAUAGAACUGUCCAGUACCUUUGUUUAUGACCAGAAAAUGAGCACGAGCGGCAGCUCUGCGAGGAAUUCGCACCUCAGCCAGGGGGGACGAGUGACAAUGAUGCCCAUGUCUGUGAACCGAUCUGUAUAAACAUGUAUUGCAGAGCAAAACAUAAUAAUCAAGAAAAAAAUACCCAUUCAUUGAAGGAAGGAGUGACAAAAAUUUCAGAGUUGUAAAUUCAUUCACGGGCAGUAUUUUUGCGAUAAUUUUAUUUUGCACUGUGAUGUUAUUUGGUUCACAAGCAUGGUCAUCAUUGUCGUUCGUCCCCCCUGGGUGAGGUGCGAAUUCCACGCAGAACUGCAGCUCGUGCUCAUUUUGUAGUCAUAACAAAGGUGCUGGACAGUUCUUUCUGAGCUCUGAUACGAGGUAGCGUCCAAUCUCAAUACUUUUUUCCUGAGUUGGAAGCAACGAACGGCAGUAAAAGUCGUUGAAAAUGCACGGCAAUACAUCAAAAUGUAUGCAGCAGGAGUUUGAGCCAAAACUGCCAAGGGAUAUUUUAAAACUGUCGACGAACAAGUCAUUCUACUUCAGAGCAAAGUUUGGAGCAAUUUAUAGUUCUUCUAAAACUAAAAAGUACCUUUCAAAGAAUAGCACGAUAGGCAAUCGGCUUUUGUUUUAAGAAUUAGCAAGCGUUGAAUUUACUUUUCCCGAAAAUUCAAACUGGUGGCUCCUUCUACCUGAUAGUAAUUUAUUUUUGAAAUUCCAAAACAAUUUCACAGCUGAAUUUUGACCGACUUUUACUUACGGACUUCUGCUCCAACGAUUUUUCUGAAAUUCCUCUGGCAUAUUUAUUAUAUCAAUUAAAGCCGAUACCAGAAAUUUCAGUAAAAAAUAUCAGCAAAAUUUUUUACUGGACGCGAUUUUCUUUGAACAGUAGGGUCCUUUUAAGCACUAAUUUCUCAAGAAAUAUUUACCGUCAGUGAAAUCGGAAUAUUUUGUGUUAUUGCCGAAUAAUAUCUGUUGUUCUUUGCCAAGUUUCGCAGCCAUCGCGUUAAAAACCAAAAAGUUAUGACGGAAAAUUUGUCACAGUUAAAUGCUCUUGUAUUAAUUACGGAGCCACCUUAAGCAAAAGCGUUUUUCAGCAAGGCACUUCAACCGGAAGUAAAGUCUUUUAUCGUUUAAUAUGCCUUGACGCUACUGCAUUGGUUUCGCUAUGUUUCUUUAAUCUUAUACAGACAAUUUGACCGAAAAUCUUGGCAAAAACAUUGUCCAAAAAUGAAAAAAGGCCGCUUCCGGUUUACGUGCGUCGCUCAAAAGCGCCAUUUCUUAAUCUCCCUGAUCGCUGACCGGCGUGUCCGUAGCAACGAUUCCAGAAACAAUUGAGGGACGCAUUUCUGCUACAGUUCAGUGACCUUCUCGUUUCUUAAGUGACGAUUGCGCUGCCUUUAAAUCAUUAUACUGCCCAAAAAUGCGUAAAGUGCACUUCUAGUUGCCGUCCGCUGCUCAAACGCGUCUUCUCUUAAGCUCCCUAAUAGCUGUAUCCCUUAGUUAUGUUAUGUUAUUUUGUUAUUUUUUUUUUUGGUUUGUUGUGUAUCUGUUCUAGUUGUUACCUGGAAGACAUCUUGUAGAGCCUCCACCUCCUCCCAUCACGGCAAUUAUUCCGCCAAAGCUCCCCCGAUCGAAAGUUUUCCGGCCUGCAGUUUCUGUACCAGUCAAGGUAAUUUGAAAAGUCAAUGCCAUUUGCUUAACACUGUGAAGUCAUCGUUAAGUGUUUCUUUCGAUGUAAAGUAGCUUGAAUUACCUGUAAAACGUAUAACUGAUUGAGAGAUUCGGUAAAAUGAGCACACCGCGCCGGUUGCCUCAGGUUUGUCAGUCAGAUGACUCGCUAUCCGUCCGUCCAUUCAUACGUCUAGGGUGUUUGGAGAUCAAACUCGAUUUCUAAACUGAUGGCAGAAUCCUCACUUUAAACUUGACUUUUGAACAAAAUACGUAGUGGAAAUUCUUGUUAAUCAAAAUGAAACUGAGUAAACAGAAUACUUUUACUCUAUUUCCUAGUAGAAUUUGGAGCAAAUUCUAUUUAUUAGAGAGGGGCGUUUCUAAAUACCAUCUAGAACAGCGUGGGGGGGGGGGGGGAGGGGCUUUUUUUUCGAGAGGGAGUCUUUCAGGUUAUUUAAGGUAGUUGCACACAACGUCUCACUAAAUAGUUUAACAUGUUUAAAAUAUCCCUUAGGUAGCUCUUCCUUAGAUCUGAAUAUAAAUAUGAACAUAUAAUAAAGUAAGGUUGCUUCAAAUAAUUACCUUUAUGGAUUAUCCGUUCUCUUUGUAGCAAUCAGAACGUCACAAACUUAACGAUCGUGCUCGCAUUUAUGUCCGAGGAGGGACUGGGGGUCAGGGAUCGCCUUACUUUGGAGGCAUGGGAGGGGAUGGUGGCGACGUUGUUGUACAGUGUUCCCCGAACGCCACACUGCGUCACUUCUCUGUUAAGGAAAAUCGCCGUAUUUUAGCCGAACAUGGCACAUACUUUUCGUAAGUAAAACUCUGUAUAUGUGUUUCGCAUUUAUCCGUUCAUUCAUUCAUUUAUUUAUUUUUAUUUUAUUAUUAUUAAUCAUCACACUUGCGAGCAUUAAUUCUUAUUUCCCCAAAACGUUUAAUUGCACUCCACCACUGAUUCGUUACAAAGAAACUUGUCUUUCGUGGCUUAUGAACUUGAAUUGACCCAUUUGUAUAAAAUCAUUAUUUGGAAGCAUUAAAAGCGCUAGCACUAGAAAACGCUGUCCUCGCUCCUAUCGCCGCUAGCGAGAGAGACAUCUCUCUUCCGUGUGCCCGGGAACUUAAACUAAAAUUACCUAAUUUGUCACAAGUCAGAACUUAAACAUUGUUUUUCAAACAGGCCGUUUAAUGACCUUGGCUUUUUCCAAUAUUUUCAAGGGGUAAAAAAGGUAAAAAGCAGAAAGGGACUCGUGGUCGCGACACAGUCAUCCCAGUCCCUGUUGGUACAACUGUGUAUACAGAUGAAGGCCAAAUUGUAAGAGAAAUGGAUGAGCUGGGCUCCAGGCUUUUGGUUGCUAGAGGUGGCCGCGGUGGGUCACCAGCUACGGAAGACUGGCGCGGAGAGAAGGGCGAACGGUUCGUGAUAAUACUGGAAUCCAGGCUGAUGGCUGAUGUUGCUCUUGUGGGGUAAGAUUAAGGUACAGUGGAACCUCGAUUUAACGAAGUGCCAAGGGACUGGGGAAACUAUUUGUUCGUUAAAUCGAGGGUUCGUUAUAUCGAACACCUCCAUUUAACGAAUUUUUGGGAAAACUACCAAAAAUUAAUGUUCGUUAUAUCGAGGCAUAGAUAAUAUAUAAAACUUACAAAACCCAGCAUUUCCGGGUGUGAAAAAUUACUGUAAUAACAUUUCAGUACCAACCUCAGGGUGCAAAGAAAGUCAGUUUUACAGCUUGCCAUUCAGGCAAGCUGAAGCUAACAUUUACUAGCCCAAACAUCAUUUCAACUAGCCCCAAAAAUGUUUUGAUGAGCAGAUUGAUUUGACAGUACUUCUGUAAUUUGAACUCCUCAAAAAACUUCACUUGCCAGAAUUCACUCGCCCGAUAGCAAACUCCACUAGCCCCGGGCUAUCGGACACUACUUUCUUUGCACGCUGCGAGCUAUAUAUACCUACGUCACUCGAAACUCGAGAAAAAGCAAACAAAACUGCUUAAAACUACUGUACACAUAAACUUUAUUCUUGUUGGUCUGUUUGGCAUUCAUCUUUUAUCACAUGCUCACAUUUAUUUGUUAUAUGGAGGUAAAUUUUACGUUUGCCCUUGUGGAUUAUGUUCGUUAUUAUAACGAGGAUUUCGUGAAAUCGAGGUUCUGUUCCAUACAUUUUACUAUAAUUUUGGCCGGGCUGUAGAAAAUCGUUCAUUAUACCGAGCACUUCGUUACAUAGAAGCCCAGAACAAGGAUAUCGCGCUUCCUCGGAGACGCUACUAACCGGGUUUAGUAUCCGGGAUUAUGCCUUAGACGCAGGCUAACAUCUAUUAGAAGCGCAUAGAAGCUCAGAACGAAUAUCAAUUUUUGUUUCUUUUUUCUAGUUUUCCCAACGCCGGAAAAUCGAGUCUUCUUCGUGCCAUCAGUAAUGCAACUCCAAAGGCAGCUGAUUAUGCCUGUAAGUUAUGCUUGCCCCUUAAGAAUGGCUGUUUUUACGCUAGAGACGGAUUAUCCGUCUUCAAAAUCCGUCAAAAUUGACGGAAGAGCAGAUGGAUAAAAUCAGGCGGAUAGUCUAUCCAAAAUUAAGACCGUUCCAUUUUCAAGUAAAGACGUAUUAUCUUUCUGACGCGAAUUAUCCAACGGAUAAUCCGUCUUCAGUGUGAAUACGACCAGUGCAAACUAAGCCUUCAAAAGGCAUUUCAGAAAUCAGAAAUGUAAGAAAAGUCGGAAAAUUGGUACCUCACAUUAGAUAAAAUUAUUUGUCAUUUCCAUAUGACUUGAUGUAGACAGAACUGCUCGCGUUCAGGUGAGAAUUAGUCUAGGGAACACUUCGUGAUGUCUAUCAUACCGUGCUGAUGGCCAUUAUUUCUGCCCAGUGUGGUAAUUUUAAUCAAAGGCCCUGUUCACAUUAAUGCGUUUUCUUUUGAAAACGCCUACAUUUCAGUGCGUUUAGGCCUUCUGUCUACAUUAAUACGCUGUUCGUUUUCAUCGAAAACGCAUCGAUUUGAAAACGCUCUUAAAAAUGGAUCAUGGAUCAAAACGUAAACGCAUACAUUAUCGUAUUGGUGUGGACAGUCGAAAACGCUGACCGAAACCAUCGCAGGCCCGUGUGUUUGUAGCGUGCACAUAGGAGUUCAACUUAACGUCACAACGUGCAAUUCUAUCGUUUUUAACCAUUUUAGUGUGGACAGUCGAAAACGCAUCAAAACGGUAGUGUGGACGCGAAUCGAUGGAUGCGUUUUCAGUGACAACGAAAAUGCGUUAGUGUGGGCAGGGCCAAAAGAGAACAAAGAAAGGAUGCGCAUCCAAAGCUAUCUAACCUGAGAUCAGGCCCAAUUUGAGCGGUUCUCAUACAUUCUCUCUAACGGCUACCGCUGAAAUUGGGCCUGAUACAAACCAUUGCAAGUUUGUGGUCGUUACGGCCAGAUUUUGGCCGUAACGCUGAUUAGCUGUUAGAACAAUGCCACAAGAUCUGAUUGGCUGUCGGAAACGCCGGAAGUUGAAAGCGCUUAUUCCUCGCGUGGUUGUUUUCGUGAAUGAUCCGUCGUCGGUGGAGAGAAAGAUCGAUUUUGCUGUCUUUUUUAUUGUUUUAUGGUCUUAUGGUAGGAAAAUAUGCCUUAAUAUGUGCCAUAGAAAUUCGGAAAAUUCAUGUGGUUGUUCAUAUCUUCUCAGGAUUUGCUUUAUUUACGAAAAGUGAGUGUAUCGCGGAGUUGAAUCCCUCUGCAAGUUGUUGACCGCUAACAAGGUGCAUUUUGAUUUACCUACAAACGGGUGCAAAUCAAAGUACUGUCCAUCUUAAAACUGGUUUCAUUUGAAAGUUUAGCCGGGAAUGACUUCUCUGAACGGGGUACGCAAGCGGAGGCUCACUGCGAAAGAAACCCUCAAUCGCCAACUGUGAAGUAUUAGACGAAAAAUAUCUCAUCGCUGUUCAAGGAAUUUUCAGUAUUCACAGACUUGUUGUUUGACUACGCUUUUUGGUAAAAGUAAACCAAGGAAACUGGUGUCCUCGCUCGUUGGCUGUUUGCUUUUGUUUUUAAAGAUUUAUGUACUGAAAAUCGGGGGAAAUUGCCAAGGAAAAUAUCAAGACAACGGAAAAAUAGAGAUUUCAGUAUUUUAAAUUCCAGAGCGCCUAGCCAAAAAAAUAAAACUAGUAGAACAUCGUGUCGCCGUCUUUUCGAAAACUUUUUACCUUCUACGCCAACAGAAGUAACCUUUGAGAUCUCCCUUAAUCUCGCAAGAAGUUAAAUGUGAUUGUGCUGACUGUUUUAUUUUUAGCUGAAAAAAUUAACAGAUAAAAGCUAUUGUUUAAGUCAGCCGGUCUGCAUUUUUCCCACGCGUGAAAAAUUUGCAUACUAGAAAAACAAGCAACGGAAGUAAUUCUGAUUGGCUGAUUCGGUAAAUGUCAAUCAAUCAAAAAAGUGGGCGGCAGACAUUUCAUUAAAGCUUUGUAUCAGUCUCUCUUUUCGUUUCGCCUUGUCCGCCGGAAUGUAAUUUUCAAAGCGAAACGAAAAUAGAGCCUGAUCUCAGGUUAAAGCUAUCUGUUGUUUUCGAUUUUAUGACCUCUCUUUUUGAACUGUUUAAAUUCAUUCAUAAGAAUCAUCAUUUGCUUAAUAUCGUUUUACUUACAGUUACAACUAUGCGUCCUAAUAUUGGAAUGGUAGAAUAUGGUGAUCAUUCACAGGUAUAUAAUUCCAGGAAAUUAAAUAAUAAAAAAUUAAUAUAAUAAUAUUGUCGUCAUGGAAACAACAUACUAACUGGAUUUCACAUCGUUUGAAUUAUUGGUGUCCAAUUAACUACCUAUAAUGUCUGCAAACUGGCUUGGCGAAUUCCACUCCACCAAGACAGAUGUUCACUUUUAUGUCACUGUAGUUAUUUUUUUUUUUUGUUUGUUUUUGUUUAAGUUGUUGUUGUUUUUUUUCAAUUAUUAUCAUGUGUUUAUUUAUUUGACUUUAUCGCUGUUAAGUUAUUAUUGUUAUUACUUUUUUGACAAACAAGAAAAUGGAUAAAUUUGCCCUCACUGAUAAUGCUAAAAAAGUAGCCCCUCAACUAGCAGCUAGCUAUAAAUUCCAGCGAGAAGGGGACCAGUGUACAACUGUGUCUAUGGUUUUCGCCAGUAUUUGUGAAGAUUUUACUUUAGGUCGAGGGUAUAUCUGCAUGAUUCUUCAGUGCUUCUAUUCUGCGGGCGCGACGAAUUUGAGACUGGACUCUUGAGACAUGCACUUGCAUGAAUAAGUGACCUUAUUGUUCUUUCCGCUUUGCAUGUAUUGUAUUAUUUGCAGGUCAGCGUGGCCGAUCUUCCUGGGCUGAUAGAAGGAGCCUCAGUUAACCGAGGACUGGGACAUAGGUUUCUUAAACACACUCAAAAAGCUCGGGCCCUUGCUCUUGUGGUAUGUAGUUCUUUCUCCUAGUUGGUGAAAUCCUUGUCAUUUCAAAGAUGAAGCAGGCAUUUUAUAGAGAGCUUUCACAAAAAUCCAGUUCUGUCGGGCAUAGUAUUAAGAAAUAGAUUAAUCUUAUGUCUGGUUGAUAGCUCGGAUUAACACCGGGUAGAAUUCUCGUCACUAAUAGGCUACUCUGACCGGUCAGUUCUGACUGGUCUAAGUGCCCUUAGUUAGUUAAUGUUGCCGAGUUCCGUGAGCUCUUAAAAAAUUGCAAGGGGUUGCUCCAGUUUGCUGCGCUUACAACUGAAUAUACCACGAAGCCCUGUGCAAACGGACGGAAAUGUUGGCCAAGAACUCCCUAAAUCGUUAGAUGUCACCUGUCGCGUCCGUUGCACACCCUGUUGCAUGUUGUUGCGAAUUGUUGCUGAAGUUUGAAACCGGUCAAACGUUUUAGCCAACAACUCCCGACAUUUCUUUUGUUGUCUGCUCGCUGAAGGGUAGCGUAACAAUGUUGGACUGAUCCGUUUGCUCAACUCUUCCAACAAUUUUGGGGCCGCCCACGCGCAUUACACAUGGUUUCCAAAGUCUUAUGGGUUGUAUCUUUUAACGAUGCAGGUUCCAAAAUUAUUGGGAGUUGCUGCAUCCGUUUGCACGUAGCUUAACAAUAGAAUGCAUCACAUCCCAUGGAAUAUUUAUACCUCUAUAGUUACAAGUAUAGUGAGAAUCAUUCUGUCGAUCCAUACGAAUCUCCGCAGUCAAACGAACUUAAGCUGUGAAUUAUCUUAUUUCCAGGUGGACAUUGAUGGAUUUCGUUUGUCAGAAAAAUACCCAGCCAGGACAGCAUUUCAGAACGUUUUCAUUUUGCUGAAGGUAUAAGAUAUUGGCUUUGUUAGUUUAGAAUUCAGUUAUUUAGGAAAUCCGAGACAACGACGGGCAAGGAGAUUCGCAACUAUGCAUUCCCACAACAAAAGAAAAAACGCACUCUAACCGUUGAGUUGUGGAAAAUUUAAUCGUACUUCGUUUUUGGAAAGUUGAGACAUAGGCAAAACAGAUUGUGCAUGAAGAAUUCUACUCACCAAGGAAGCAAUCCCUUAGUUCCCCCAACGGUGUUACAUCCACUCGUACAUGUACUGAAUGAUGGCAUUACAUAACUACUUGGUUCAUGCAUAGUCUAGCAAUCUGGGGCCAGUUGUUCGAAGGCCGAUUAGCGCUUAACUCGGGGUUAAAUUUAAUCCGGGUUUCUCUUUCUUGUGUUCAAAAGCAUUUUCUCGGAUAAUUUUUUCUGUUAUAUUUAGAGUUUUCAAUCAUCAACUUGUAGACAAAAAGAAUUAAAUCUGAAAUUCUCUUUAAGCUUUUAAAUCUGAAUUCAAAUCUGGCGCUAACCUUGGGUUAUCUUAACCCGGCUUUGAACAACUCGCAUAGGCGUACGGGCCGGGGGAGCGAGGGGGGCUGCAGCCCCCCCAAAUUUUGGGCAACUCAGAUUUUUUGGGCAGCAAGAGAAAAUUUGGGCAAAGCCAACUUUUAAAGACGUUUCAUGUUUUUUUAUGAGUAUUUUGGAGAGAUAAAUAUUUUCUAUUUUAAUCUGAAGUCGGCGUAACAAUCAAGUUACAUUCACUCGAGACAAUGGUUGCCAAGCACGUGAUGAGUUUCUGUUUAUAAGGGAAGGGUUUUUUUUUUGUAUCGUUGGGCACUGGGCUGCAAUGGGCUAUUUCCAAUCGGGAAUUGAUUAGGAUAAACUUCCGCCUAACUUUCUAGGAUCAUCUUCGCUCGUAGAACAGUGUAUGGCAGAUAGGAUCAGCGAUUAAUCUGAAAGUGAAGAAGUGGCUGACUAAUUCUCACUUUGAAUUACGAGAAGAAUCUUAAUGUUUUUUUAAAAAAUCUAUCAAGUGCUUCAAAUUAUUCACUAAUUUGUUAAAGUAGACCGAAAUGUUUACAAAACCGCUAACAAGAGCGCCAUGAUACAUACUAAUGAAAUCCUUCUUUGUAGCAAUUUUGAAAUAUCACUCGUGAUAUAUGCCAAAUAUCACUACAAAUCAUGCUAUUACCUAUACAAUGUACAAAUAACUCACACACAUUUUUAAAAAGAUUGAACCUACUAUGAGGUGAAAUUGCAUGUCAAAAGCGCUUCGUUUUCUACAGAUAGCGGCUAAACAACAAGAUUUUCCUUGUUUUACUGUAUUUCUAACGAUCAAAACUUUAUCCCAAACUAUCCCGAUAACGCUCUUACAGACUCCGUUUUAACUUCACAAACACCGAGGCGACUAUUGGAGGAAAAAGCUCCCGAGAACGAUUUCAUAUUGAGAAAUAAUGCUGCAAGUAUAAUAGGUAAUGGCGUCAUUUCGUUGCUAUGACAACUCCGAUGUCAUUGCAACCCUGAUCAUGACAAAUUUUCAUCUUUAUCUAACACAACUGUGGUGGCAAUUUUUCCAAAUGUUUGUUUAUGGCAACGUAUAGUUUAUGCUCAAACUUGGCAGGUAUAUAUUGACCCUGAAAAACUGUAUUGCGGCACUUUCGUAUGCCAGUACGGCCUAUGUUGUUGGAUCGUAUGGCCCUUGUGUCUUCUCGACUGUUUUGUAAAAAUUUGGGCAACUUGCAAGAAUUUUUUGGGCAAAUGGUUUACCGCCCCCCCUGGCCGAAAAUUGCCCGUACGCCUAUGACAACUCGGCCCUUUAUAGCAAAUAAUAGUAUGUAUAGCAAUCUGGUAUCUCUUCUUAUGCGGAAAAGUCAAAUGCUAAUAAUGCUCGUUAGCCCUUUUAUGCUUAGACCAAGUUACUGUUGUUACUGAAGUGUAUUCAUUACUAAUCUAUGAGAAAAUAUUUUUACUUAGGUUAUGGCUUUAAUAUUAGAGAGGUUAAGCAUCACUAUUUCGUCAAACGGCAAACGCAAAUUUGUACCACGUGACAAAGUUUCCUCUUUACUUGUCGUUUACUGGUCAUUAUUUCUACACCUUAGAAAUUAGUAGUUUCACGUAAUUGUUGAUCCAUAAGAAUUUUUUGAGCUGUUAUUAUCUGCUCAUUUUCUAUUUUGAGAAUUUCCUAAUUUGAAUCAGACGUUUACCGUAAACAUGAAGCUUAAACUCUCUAUUUCUUAUUUAUUGCUGUUUUUAACCUCUAGGAACUGGUGUUAUAUGACAAGGAAUUAUUAAAUAGACCCAAGAUACUCAUUGUUACCAAACUUGAUAAGAAAGGUGCGACAAGCAGAUUUCAAGAGUUGAAGCAAAGAUUGAACUCUGUUCAGGAACACGGUAAGCCUAACGCUGAAUGAAAAAGUCCAUGGGAAAGUCCAGUUACAUGUUUUUAUGUACUUUGUUAUAAAAUUAGGUAACAAAAAGAAAGUUACUUGUCAUGAGUUAGAUUAACCAGGGUCGGCCACGGGGGGUAGUGGUAUACCAGUAUACCCGAAAAAAAUUCGCCAAAAUACCCCAAAAUACCCAAAAUUCAUCCAAAUAUACCCAAAAUUAUACCCAGGUAUACUUUAUACCUGAAAUUCAAAGAAAGUGAUAUACCGAAUACCCGUAUUUAAGCUGCAAUAUACCGUAUACCCGAUUUAAAAAGCCCCUGUAUACCGUAUACCCAAAAACACUGGCCGACCCUGAUUAACGACCAGCUUGCACCCAUUUAGGUGUAGUAGAAACGAUGAUAGCAAUGGUAAGUUCUUUUUAUGAACCCCAGCUGCAAACCCUUACAGUAAUUAGCCUGUGGCGCAUUGUAGUCCUGUUUCUUUAUUGUAUCGUGUUUUCAAUUUGUAGGAACACUACUUUCCAUCUUACAAAAAAUACGUUCAGACAGUCCAGUGCCUCAGGAACAAACAGAUUUAAUGGCUAUAGCUGACAAACUGACCAGAACUCGAUUCGAUUCUAUAUUACCUUUCUCCGCUUUUACGUCAUUUGGUUUAGAUGAUGUGCGGGAUAAGAUGAAAGCCGUGCUUUGAAUAAAAGUAAUUCUGGAAGAUGUGUUAUGCUGAUUGUGUAGAGGUUAAAUAAAUAAAUAAAUAAAUUCGUUAUAACUUGAUGUGUCAAUGAUGUCAGUCUUGAUAUCUUUCUUGUUUGUUAAUUUAAGUUACUUCAAGACGCGCCGUCCAAGAGUCUUAGUAAAUGGCCACCAAAUUAAAAGUAAUAACAGCUUAAAAUACCUGAAGGAAGAUUUAACUAACAGGGAAAAUGCAAAGUAAGGCAUAUGUGGAUAGAAGAUUACAACAAGUUCAUGACUGACAGUUUUUUCAGCAUUUAAGAAGCCUUUAUGGCCCUUAUCUUUCCUUCUAAGACCAUCAUUUGCAGUAAACGUAUAUUGAGUUUUAUUUUUACUAUUUUGUUAAUAUGUUGUUGCUGCUGUUGUUAUUGAGGAUGAUGUUGUUUUGGUUAUAAUUAAUUUCAGAAAUUCUAUUCAUUUUUGGUUUAUUUCGAGGCUGUAAAGGUUACUUUAAGCUCUAGUAAUCAAAGCGCAGGUUAUUCUAAAAGGCAAGUUUAGAUAUUUUUUAGUUUUAAAGUUAUUGUUUUUUUGUUUGCUUGUUUUUGCCUUUUUUGUUGCUGUUGUUGUUGUUGUUUUUGCUGCCCAAAUGACGUGGUGAUAUUAAAGUCUUUGCAUAAAUAAUGUUAUUUAAUACUUCCGCGUAAAAUACAUGCAAGGAAACAGCACUUUCUAGUUUAAAAUUUCGUAUUAAAAAUUAAUCAGUUUUGACUUUUAAAACUGCCUCCAAACGUUUCUUCAACUAGACUUUAAGCUAUCAGACACCUGAAAGAUACUAAGGUAUCGCUUGAAAGACAAAUAUUAACAUUAGAUCGUUGGUCUUCUCUUUGGAAUAUUAUAAUCUGUUUUGAUUUCGAAAGGGUUGUGUUAUGUUUUUGUUAGCAAACAUUUGCCGUGAUGUACUUAUUGAAUUGAUGCUGAUCACCUUUUUAAGAAGGCUGAACUCGUUACGCUGGAAUAGUGAAUUUGAGAAUGCUGCAAACUGAAUGGAAAAGGGAAAAAAAGAGACGUAAAGUUCUACCUAGUUAAAGUUCUCAUCAGUUGACUUUGUUUUUAAAUCAUUUUACUCAAUAAAUAAUUCAACAACAGUUGAAAUAUCUUGCAAAGAUAUUCAAACGAAACCCAACGGAAGAAGCUAAAUAAAUGUCUGAGGGAUAUUGCCGAAACUUUUUUCUUCCUUUGACUAAAGCAAGAAUUUCCAACUCUGAAAAUGCUACUGGAACGCACAGUCGUUAACUUGUUUAACAAUAAUCUCGUAGUUUCUUUUUCCAUUGUUUUUAUACACCACAUAUCCAGCCUUUGUCCCUGACUAAUAUCACUUACAAGCUGUGAUUGGUCAAGUUAAAGCAAACCAAUUAUCUUGACAACGGAAGACUACAUCAGUGACCACCACAAAUCAAAGUUUCAGAGGCAACUACAGUGAUCGUUCUCAAGGUCAAAGAAUUCUGUCUUGAGAUGGAGAAGAAAUUCGACUUCAAACCGUUGCUCACUGAUUCGCAAGAUAGCCAGGGUUCCACCCCUUUGAGGAUAUUCUCCAUUUCAACCGCUAAACCGGAAAAUAUAAAGUUUGAGGAAGAAGAAAUGGAUCUUAUUAGUGGUGGCAGCGAUGUUUCUAGUGUCGAAGAAAUUGCACAAGAGAGAAACGAAAAUCCAUCGCAUGCAUGGACCGAAGGAAACUGGGCCUUUCGGAGAGAUGACAUGGAUGAAGACCUGCCAUCAUUCGAAGCGCGCUACGAAGCCAUGAAAGAAAUUUUUCCGUCGCUUGGUGAAAACGACGGACGAAGCAGCCGCUUAGAGACGCUAAAGACCCCUGAUGGGAGCAAAGUUGCGUUUGGCGAAGCGGACAAAAACGAUAGAGACGAAUUGUAUGCGAAGCUUCGGGAGGCUGUCGACAAAAGAGUCUCUGAGAAUGUAUCGAGAUUGUCCAAUCCCAGUUUGGUGUCUGGCGAUUUCCUUUCUAUACAUGAAAACGGCAAACCCAAAACGGCGCCAUCGUCUGUUGGAAAAAUUGAGGCUGAGAAACAGUACUUCUUUCCUGAGCUUCGAAAUCUGAUAGAAGGCAGAAUAGAAGAAACCAAAGUUGACACGUUGGCCAACCGAAUAGAACGAGAGCUGAUGAGGAGGCAGCAUCUUUGCAACGAGCAGGCUUUGAUGCUGCAAAUGCUUAUGAACCGCGUCCAAGAUCUGGAGAAGCGCGGGCCACCCAGACGAGGAGCAACUCCUGUUCACACUUCGUCACGAGCGUCCCGUGGAAACCGGUGCAUGUGCUACCACACAAGCAACUACAUCGUGGAGAAGGCCACGCAGACUCCCAGUGAAGUCCACGACGCCGAAGGGGUGUAUGUCAUGGUCGCCCGAAAUUCCGGGGCAAGAGCUAAGAAGGUGCAGAGAAGGGUUGCUUAUGGCUACCCUGAACGAGUUACCGAGGAGAAAAAAGUGUCGGCGCUUUUAAGUAGAAAGAUUGUUACUCAGCAAAUAGAGUUUUUGCCACCAAUCCCUGAACCUUAUGCCAAAAAGCGACCUCGAGACACAAAGAAACCAGGGUGGCAUAGAGUGUGA